AUGGUCAUAUUCACGAAUGUUCCUGCAGUCACCAUUGGUCUUUUGGCAAAGACAAUGGACAAUCAGAUCAACGUCAACGGCGUUGCUGGCAGAAAUGGUGUCCAGGUCACCAAGCAAUUGAUGGCACCCGACGGACGGACGGACGACAACGGCUUUGACGUGGCCAACGGCACAACUGGCUGGAUCGUCGUUAUAUACGAAUACCUCGUCGUCAGCAACGUCGUCGUCUGUGGAAACCUCCCACCAGUGUUUCAAUGGUGGAGCCUAUACAUUAUAGCAACAGGGCAUAAGUCCUUGGACGCCAAGCCAACAACAAGUCCCGUGUACAUCGAGUAUAUGUUUCAGACUGCUGCAGUUCCCGGCGGUUAUUUCGAUAUUGGAACUCCACAGCCUUCCGUCUUUCUUCAACCUGCUUUGCCCGGAGACUACUAG
This is a messenger RNA of Rhinocladiella mackenziei CBS 650.93, 432 nucleotides long. RefSeq lists its product as uncharacterized. The transcript is spliced from 2 exons. Bases 1 to 432 code for a protein of 143 amino acids. NCBI's taxonomy places the organism in Eukaryota, Fungi, Ascomycota, Eurotiomycetes, Chaetothyriales, Herpotrichiellaceae. The record is from RefSeq and is a predicted model, not a curated record.